AUGGGAAAUUUGGCUCUAAUCGUUGACCUUAAUGAAGAAAUUCCGCUGACACUAAAUCGAGAAGUCUUUGUCUGGAUGGAGUAUGCGUCAGUCGUUGGGAUCGUUUUCAACCUUUUUGGCCUCUGGGUGAUUGGAUUCCAUACGCCGCAAUCGAUGCGUGAUUUCGGAAUUGCGCUAACUGCGUACCAGGUGCUCGUGCUGCUCACCGAUGCGCUGCUAAGCUCGAUUCUAUCCCCCUAUUUCAUCUUCCCAAUUCCUGGUGGUUAUCCGACUGGUUGGCUAUGGGAACUGGGUGUUUCUACUCAACUACAAACGAGCCUCGGCAUCGUUAUCGGGUUUCAUACGGAGGUGCUGCUGAUGAUUAUGUUUAUGCUUCGACAUCAAGCCAUUAUGCCAGCGACACAUUUCUUAAAAUUUAAACCCAGGCCAAUGUUCUGCUUUUACAUUAUCCUCCAAUUAUGCGUUUACCUCAACGUGAUCGUAGUAUCGAUCUACAUUUUCUAUGGCGAUGACCAAGAGGCGACAAAAGCGAUGUAUUUGGACAGCUAUCCGAUACUUCGGCAGUUUCUGGAGAUCCCUCGUUGCUACACCUUCACCCCCGACAACGGCCUGAUUGUUGUUUAUGGUGUGGCCGGGUGGACAGUACUCACGUUUAUCGUAAUUCUCGCAGCCAGCGUGUCAAGUUUUCACGUACUUCACGUAAAGCAGCAUACGAUGAGCGUGCAGACGCAUCGGCUACAGAAACAGUGGAUGAAGAAUUGCUUAUUGCAGGUAUCAGUGCCGUUUGCCUUUGUCGUCGCACCGGUCAUCGCGUUGAUUCUAAUCGUGGUCUUCGAAUCAACGGUUUAUUUCGGUGACCCGGUUAUCGCGACUUACGCUAAACUGGAUCUAGUUCCUGGCGGUUAUCCGACUGGCUGGCUAUGGGAAUUGGGUGUUUCGACGCAAUUGCAAACUAGCAUCGGUCUUGCCGUGGCGCUUCACACCGAAGCCCUUCUGAUGGUCAUGUUCAUGCUGAGGCACCAAGCAAUCAUGCCGGCUACGCACUUGCUAAAGUUUCGACCGAGACCUAUGUUCUGCUUCUACGUCGCUCUUCAGCUAUUCGUUUACAUUCUAGUGCUGGUGAUGUCCUGCAUUAUUUUUCAUGGCGAUGAUCAAGUGGCAACGAAGGCUGUGUACUUAGAGAAAUAUCCAAUGCUUCGUCAAUUCCUGGAGAUUCCUCGUUGCAUGGCCUUGUCUAAAGCUGGCGGGCUUAUCGUGGCGUAUGGUGGUGGCGCUUGGACCAUAUUCACAUUUCUAGUUAUGCUCGUAGUCGCCAUGUUUUUCAACGCGUUUGGAGUGUGGGUGAUCGGGUUUCAUACUCCAAAUACGAUGCGUGCUUAUGGGAUUGCAUUAACAGCGUAUCAGAUCUUGUCGUUUCUAACCGACGCGUUCCUCAGCUGGAUCCUUAGCCCCUACUUUAUUUUCCCGAUCCCGGGCGGUUAUCCAAACGGCUGGUUAUGGACGUUUGGUGUCUCGACUCAAGUGCAGAUCGUGAUCGGUCUCUCUGUAGCUGCUCACAUGAUCUCGUUGCUGAUGAUCAUGUUCAUGCUCAGACAUCAGGCGAUUAUGCCGCCGACUCAUCUGCUCAAGUUUGACCCCAGUUAUAUGAUCGGGUUCUACAUUGGUCUACAGUUUUUUGCAUAUACGCACGUUAUAAGUGUUAGCAGCUAUGUCUUCUAUGACGACGACGUUGCCGCGACUAAGGCUUACUACUUAGAGCGCUACUUCAUGUUUCGAGAGUUCCUGGAGGUGCCACGGACUUACGUCUUCACACCCGCCAAUGGGUUCCUCGUCGUCAGCAACGUUUUCGCCUGGGCGAUCGCGCUACUUGUAUUGGUGUUAGGCGCCAGCUUUUCCAGCUUCCACGUCUUGCACGUGAGGCGGCAUAUGAUGAGCGAGAAGACGUACAACCUGCAGAAAAAGUGGAUGAAGAACUGUCUGUUGCAGGUAUCAAUUCCGCUGAUCACCAUUGUCCUCCCCGUCGUGAUCGCCGUCAUCGAUAUAGCGCUUGAUCUCGUGGUGAUUUUUGUCUGGGUCCAACCUCGCACGUUCGUCCUCUCCGAGACCUCUACGAUUGCCGUCACAAAGCAGACCAGAAUGGCUACCAAAAUGAGGGUGGCGGCAGCGAAUGCUAGUUUCAUGUCGAACUCACCACUCGAGAGCACGAUGAACGAUGUGGGA
This is a messenger RNA of Mesorhabditis spiculigera, 2220 nucleotides long. Lineage: Eukaryota; Metazoa; Nematoda; Chromadorea; Rhabditida; Rhabditidae. The record is from the annotation of a GenBank genome assembly.